This is a messenger RNA of Leptopilina heterotoma, 823 nucleotides long. RefSeq lists its product as uncharacterized. NCBI's taxonomy places the organism in Eukaryota, Metazoa, Arthropoda, Insecta, Hymenoptera, Figitidae. The record is from RefSeq and is a predicted model, not a curated record. The transcript has 4 exons. Bases 226 to 735 code for a protein of 169 amino acids.
UUAUUCAGAAAACGUUACUACAUACGUACUCACACGUACUACACGUUUUUUGACGUUUUUCUCACGUCUUUGUCAUUGUUAUUGUUUAUUAUUAUGUCAAUAUAAAAUUAUUUGCAAAACGUGCGUUUAGUGCUACACGCCAAUUUUUUUACAACUGUCUUUUUAUACUUAAUGCGGUUACAGCAAAUUGUUAUGAAUGCAGAAUUUCUUUCAAAGCAUUAAAAAAUGUCGGAAGAAAUAAUCACUUCAGACAUUCUUCCUAUAGAACAAAUAAAAGUUGAAAGUCAUCCUUAUGAUACAGACGAUUCUGUAAGUGACGAGUUAGAAAAUUCGCAGGUCAGAAUUGCGACUGAUUGGAAGCAAGAAUUUGUCUUUAUAGAAAAUGAAUUAUAUCAUUUUUUAAAUUCGACUCUAGAGGGAAAAGUUUUAUUAGGAAUAUAUCAAAGAACAGGAACUCUUGAUUACACAAGAUUAAAAAAAUUGAUAAUUUAUAAAGAAAUAGAAGAGGACCCAGUUAAUUAUAAAAUUAAGACUGAUGUGUUCUUGAAGUUGAAGGAGCAGGCGAAAGAAUUAUUUCCCACUGAGGAUCCCGAUCGUUUUUACAUCUCGAGUCAGGAACGAGGUCAGGAAAAUAAAUCUAAUAGAAAAUAUCAUUCAACAGGUGGUAGCUUCUAUAAUUUCUACAAAGUGGUGAGAAAAGAGCUUCGUUCAGCAGGAAUAUAUACAAAAAAAUAAUUUUUAAUUCCUUUUUUUGUAAAUAAUGUAAAAAAAAUAUACGUUCAAUUUUUCGUCUUAUAAUAAAACCUAUUUUUGAUAUAUUGAA